This is a messenger RNA of Paramecium sonneborni, 1208 nucleotides long. The record is from the annotation of a GenBank genome assembly. Lineage: Eukaryota; Ciliophora; Oligohymenophorea; Peniculida; Parameciidae.
AUGAAUAAGAAUGUUCUCUUUAUUUUUAAAUCUCCUGUAACAUUGGCUGGUGAUCCAAUAAAUGGAUAAUGUUGUGUAAGAAUUACUUAAGAGAUUCCAAAAUGUUUGAUUACCUUAUCAUUUAGUGCUAAACAAUAUUCUAAAAUCAUUGAGAAAUAAAAGGUAAACUAAAUUAAUGACAAAUUGAGAUUUUCAACAAUAAUCAAAGUUUGAUACCAGAAAAGGAAAUAGAGAAGAUCGAAAGAGUUUAAAUAUCGAUAGAUACACCAAAAAAACCUUAGAAAUAAAAGAAAUAUGAACUUAAUGGAAAUGUUAUGUAUAAAAUCAUAAAGUAAUAUGGGGAAAAAAGAAUGCUUAUUAGCUCUUAAGAUUUGUUUAAAGGAUAAGUUAAUCCAGGUGAUUAUAAAUUCUUCUUUUCAUUUCCAACAUUGGGUGAUAUGUCAUCUAGUUUCUUAUAUACAAGUCAAGAUGGUAUAAAUAAAAUAUAAAAUAAAGGAUUGAAAUCUGGAAAAUGCAGCUAUAAAAUUACACUUUAAAUAGAAUAGCCAGAUGAAGGUCUCACAAUUCUAAAAGAAAGUGCAGAAGUAUAUAUAAAUGCAAGAGUAUAAUACAGCGAUCAAAUUUAAAGAUAAAGUGAUGCAAAUAUAUCAUAAUUUUUUUGUUUAAGUGGAGGAAUAGUUUAUUUGUCUAUUAAAUUGAAUAAGUCUAAUUUUACACCAGGAGAACAAGCUAUAAUUGAAUAUCAACUCGACAAUUCAUUUUCACUAAAACCUGUAACUAGGUUAGAAAUAAGAGUAUUCAAUAAAUUAGUUUUUAUUGAUGAUGAUUUAAAUGAAAGGGUAAUAUAGAAUUAAGCUGUUUAUCAUCAAAUCCUAUAAGGGAUAAAUUAAGGAUAAAGAUAAGAGAAUUAAAUUGUAAAAUUUGAAAUACCCAAAAACUUGAAAGCCUCUAUAAGAAAUGAAACAAUUUUGAAUUAAUAUUUCAUACAAGUAGAAGCUAUCUUAGUAAUGAAUAUAAUUAACAAAAUUUAGGAUCAAUUUUUAAUUAGUUUGUCCAAUCCAGUUCUUUGCUAAAUACCUAUAAAUAUUUAAGAAUCUCGAUUCUAAUAAGUAAUUAAUCUGGAUGGUUGGAAUUUUGUUCCAAUUCUAAAUGCUAGUGUUAAUGCAUUUUCUAAUCUAACUGUUCAGCAAUCAUUUAUUCCAACAUGA